Messenger RNA from Protopterus annectens (West African lungfish), 1485 nucleotides. Its product is annotated as oxysterol-binding protein-related protein 10-like. The transcript is spliced from 6 exons. The coding region runs from base 322 to 1485 and encodes 387 amino acids. NCBI's taxonomy places the organism in Eukaryota, Metazoa, Chordata, Ceratodontiformes, Protopteridae. The record is from RefSeq and is a predicted model, not a curated record.
GGGGAAAAACAGUUAUGAUAUCCGGGUUGGCGAGCGAGGGAGUGACACAUCAGAGAUUUCCAGUAUUGAAGCGGGCGGUGCUUUUCAGGGAGAAACACAUGAAUAUGCAGCGAGAAAUAUAGUGGUGCAGGGGGACGGUGGUAGUUGUGGCGACUGCGAAUUGUGGCGCGGGGAUGGUGCUGGAAAACAACACUGACAGGGGACGGCGAGUUGGUUACGGUCGCACAAAUAACACUUAUUCUACCGAGUCUACAAGAAGCACGAACCCGACCUCUUCACCACCUUCUCAGCGACCGCGGCUUUCGGUGAGUAGUAGAAGCGAUGGAGAAAACGGCGUGGAGCAGUAGCACCGGGACUGGAGGCAGCAAAGCUAAUUCAGGAUCUUCUUCGUCAUCGUCCUCUUCUUCGUCUUUGGGCAGGACGGUUUCCGGAAAGGCGACCACUAUAGGGAGGCAGUACCAGGGGUCUAAUAGCCCGGCAACGGCAGACUCAAGCAGGGGGUCUAUGGCAUCGAGCCCGUCUUCUGGAAGUGGAAACCGUGGUGGGAAAGCUGGAACAGGUCCCGCUGGGAAAGAACUGGAGCAGCAGACGCUGGAGGGGACACUGAGUAAAUACACCAACCUGAUCCAGGGCUGGCAGAGCAGGUACUUUUUGCUGGAAUAUGACUCUGGACUUCUGCAGUAUUUUGUCAAUGAACAAAGCAAGAACCAAAAACCGCGAGGAUUCUUGUCUUUAAUGGGAGCUAAAAUUUUGAUCAGUGAAGAAGAGCCAAACAUGUUUACUAUAUACUCUACUAAUGGAGAGUUUUACAAACUCCGAGCUGCUGAUGCCAAAGAGAGAAAACACUGGGUGAGUCAUCUGCAAGCCUGCAUCAAGUACCACACGGAUUCUAAUGCCAAGGCUUCCUCAAGUGGAAGAGCAAAAAGCUUAUCAUUGCUUCCCCAUGGUGGACUAAAUGCUACACCUUCUAGCAGUCAGCGACAGCUUUCUCACAGUGGACCAAGCAUCAUCACCAUUACCCAUCACAAAUCACCAGCUGCAGCCCGAAAAUCCAAAAUUCAGCACCCAGGGCAAUUGCAUGAAGUCAAAGAGAUGAUGAGCCAUGCGGAAGGGCAGCAAAAAACUCUUGUGCACAGCAUUGAGUCUCUUCCAUCUUCAGGUCCCCUUUCUUCUCUAGACCAGGAUUUAUUGCUCCUGAAAGCUACCUCAGCUGCUACUUUAAGCUGUCUUGGAGAGUGCCUGAAUAUACUGCAGCAGAGUAUCCAUCAGGUGACUGAAUCUAGCAAAACACUGCCAUCAGAUGCCACUCCAGUAUGGCACGGUCGAAAGUCUAUCUCUUCAGAGCAGCUGAAAAAUCAAGGGCUUAGCUCUUUGCUUUCCACAGGUGCCAACUUUUCCUGGCCUGCUGGUGUACAUGCCACUCAGGGAACUCAUGAGUCUGAAGAGGAUGCUGAGGUAUGUCCCAUCAAAAACAAAAGUUUCUAG